GCGGGAACCACUGUCUCUGAUCGACCUACGGAAGAGGAACGUGGAAUCUGGGGAAGACGAGCUGGCAUCCAGGCUGGACCACUACAAAGCCAAGGCCACACGGCACAUCUUCCUCAUCAGGCAUUCCCAGUACCAUGUGGACGGCUCCCUGGAAAAGGACCGCAUCCUGACCCCACUCGGUCGAGAACAGGCCGAGCUGACUGGGCUCCGACUCGCGAGCUUGGGGCUGAAGUUUGACAAGAUCGUCCAUUCCUCCAUGACCCGCGCCGUGGAGACCACCGACAUCAUCAGCAAGCACCUGCCAGGCGUCUGCAGAGUCAGCACAGACCUCCUGCGGGAAGGCGCCCCCAUUGAGCCCGACCCGCCUGUCUCUCACUGGAAGCCAGAGGCUGUGCAGUAUUACGAAGACGGAGCCCGGAUAGAGGCCGCCUUUCGAAACUACAUCCACCGUGCUGAUGCCAAGCAGGAGGGAGACAGCUACGAGAUCUUCGUCUGUCACGCCAAUGUCAUCCGCUACAUCGUGUGCAGGGCCCUGCAGUUCCCGCCCGAAGGCUGGCUCCGUCUUUCCCUCAACAACGGCAGCAUCACCCACCUGGUCAUCCGACCCAACGGCCGAGUGGCGCUCAGAACCCUCGGGGACACAGGGUUCAUGCCCCCUGACAAGAUCACCCGGUCCUGAGGGCCCCAGACCCCGCCCUCCUCAUGACCAGCUCUGGACGCCCUGCAUCUGUCCGGGAGGCGGCCAGUGGGACUUGGAAAUACUUAAUACUUUCCAGUGCAGGAGGGAAAGCGAGGUCCAAUCAGGGUUUCCUACCUCCCUCUGAGCUGCCAGGACAGCCCUGUGGCCCCCCCAAGAAACAAACCUGGCCGAUCCCCUCACCAAGGUGACCGCGGGCAUGCGCAAGGGUCCCAGCUGCAGCCAGCCACAGGACCCCGGGUACCAUCAGCAAAGCCCCAGCCAAGGGCCUCAUCCCACUUCACAGACUUUCCAUUUAAACCUUUCUGUCACCAAAGUAUUUCUCAGUUAAAGAUUUCCCUAUCUGGGUUCUUGCCUUGAAAACCAGCUUUCCUGCCCAGAGUUAAAAAGCCUAACGCUUUUGGAUUUGAACAUGGGCCUUUCGGGUGGAGGGACUCACCAGCCACAGGUAAAGGAAGGCCUCCUGUGGGCAGCUGUGUCCUCGUCCAUGUCGGAGAAGCAUCCCAGGCCAGCAGCUCGCGUGGUCUGCCCUGGCAGCUCACCUUUGACACUCGUGGACUCUAGUACUUAGACAUGGCGUGUCCUAGUUUUCUGCAGCCAGGACCGCUGAUCAGGAUGUCUGACUCGCUCUGUCCACUUUGGAAAUAACUGCAUAAUAAACUUUUACUGUUUUAAGUA
Molecule: messenger RNA, 1375 nt
Organism: Tupaia belangeri chinensis (Chinese tree shrew)
Lineage: Eukaryota; Metazoa; Chordata; Mammalia; Scandentia; Tupaiidae
Gene: PGAM5
Product: PGAM family member 5, mitochondrial serine/threonine protein phosphatase
Biological process (GO): peptidyl-threonine dephosphorylation; positive regulation of mitochondrial fission
Cellular component (GO): mitochondrion
Molecular function (GO): protein serine/threonine phosphatase activity
Source: RefSeq, a predicted model, not a curated record